AUGCAAGGUACCAUUCCAUUCCACCACUUCUCUCUCCCACAGCGUCCAGCAAUGGCCCGCCAAAAAACUCGCAAUGCCUUCAUGGCAAAGACGUCGGUCAAGCAAAAGCUGGCGGGCGAAGACAAGACAACCUCCACCAGGCUUGAGGCUGUAUACAUCGGUAUAGCUGUCGCCGACAGGCUCAACAAUGCGGUUGAGGUUGCUUUCGUCAUCCACGACGGCACUUAUUCCAUUGACUUUGCGACCACGUCCAUUGGCGGGGAUUCGAGCAGCAGCUCCGACUCCUCAGCCGCAACGUCCGAAUCAGGCUCGGGGGCUACCACCCCUGCAACCGCUGAGCAGCGUGCCGAGUUCUUUGCAGAAGAUGUCAUCAGCAAGAUCAAGCACUACCGAGAUGAACACUACUACAAGUUCGUUGGUGCCGGCUUGACGACCAAAGCCGUCCAGACGUGUCCGCAAUUGCCAGCACGCCUAUGGCUCGAACUAGAUAUCGUCCCUCUGGUGCUCGAGCCUAGCUCUGGAAAGGACAACACUGGCAGCCCAGAUGCACCGAAGUAUAUGAUGGUGGAUGAAGAGGCCGAUGCAGUGGUGAGAAAGGCUCUGGGAUAUUUUGGCAGGGCCAACCAGCCUCGCCUCGAAGUUGUUUAUCGGAAUCAAGUUGGUGUCGACAGUAAUGGCGCGGCCCAGAUUGCAGAUGAGCCAACUUACCGUAAGACUGUCCAUCCCAACACGUACGCAGCGACCAUGGUCUAUGCAGAUUCGCUCAAGAAGAACGGCACCAAGAUUGCCUUCUUCAACAGUACUCCCCAGGGCGGUGGUGUUGCCUUGAUGCGGCACGCGCUGAUCCGCUUCCUGCGGUUGAUCGAUGUUGACUGCAAGUGGUAUGUCCCCAAGCCUAAGCCUGCAGUCUUUCGUAUCACCAAGAACAACCACAACAUCCUCCAGGGAGUGGAAAAAACAGGCCUUCGUCUUGAUCAGAAAUCAAUCGACAUCCUCGACGAGUGGGCUAGGCAGAAUGCUGAGCGAUACUGGAUAGCUAAAGGUGGACCUCUUGCCCCUCGCUCAGACGGUGGCGCCGAUGUCAUCAUCGUCGACGAUCCGCAGAUGCCCUCUCUCGUCAGGAUCGCAAAGGAGCAGGACCCGACCCGUCCUGUAAUCUUCCGCAGCCACAUCCAAGUACGUGCAGACCUAGCGGAUCAGGAAGACACGCCAACCGCCGAGGUUUGGAACUGGGUGUGGAACAACGUCAAAGAUUGUGACGCCUUCAUCAGCCACCCUGUUCGCGAAUUCGUGCCCAAGAACGUAUCGACGGAGAAGGUUGGCUACCUCCCCGCCACUACAGAUUGGCUCGAUGGUCUCAACAAGAACCUCGACGAUUGGGACGCACAGUACUACAUGCAUCAGUUUGAGAUGUCAUGCCUCGACAAGGGUGCCAACCGCCUUGCCUAUCCAGCGCGUCCGUACAUCACGCAGAUUGCACGUUUCGAUCCUGCAAAAGGCAUCGACGACGUUCUGGCCUCGUACGCAGUUCUCCGACGAGAGUACAUGAAAGACCAACCGAUUGAGAAAGUGCCCCAACUCGUCAUUGCCGGCCACGGAGCGAUCGACGACCCUGACGCGACCAUCAUUUUCGACGCGACUGACAAGCAGCUCAACGAACUCUACGCCGACAUCAAAGACGACGUGGUUGUCAUGCGCAUUGGCCCCGUCGACCAGUUCCUCAACGUAAUCAUGGCAAACGCCCAUGUCGCGCUCCAGCUCUCGACGCGCGAGGGCUUCGAAGUCAAGGUCUCGGAGGCCCUGCACCACGGCGUGCCCAUCAUCGCGACGCGCCGCGGCGGUAUCCCUCUGCAAGUCGAGCAUGGCAAGUCGGGCUUCCUGGUCGACGUGGGCGAGCACGACGUCGUCGCCAACUACCUCAACCACCUCUUCACCGACGAGGAGGCGUACAUCAAGAUGUCCGAUUACGCCGGCAACCACGUCAGCGACGAGGUCAGCACCGUCGGCAACGCCCUGAGCUGGCUGUAUCUCGCCGACGAGCUCGCCAACGGGUCGAGGAAAGUCGAGCCCAACAGUCGUUGGAUCAACGACAUGGCCCGCAACAAGGCCGGCUAUCCGUACAAGCCCGCAGAUGGGGAGACGACGCUCAAGCGCGAGAGCGAGAAGCUGGACUUGACGCACCAGGCGAGCCGCAGCCGGCGGGGGAGCGAGGCGUGGUGA
This is a messenger RNA of Ascochyta rabiei, 2220 nucleotides long. Its product is annotated as Alpha,alpha-trehalose phosphorylase (configuration-retaining). The transcript has 4 exons. Gene Ontology annotation, molecular function: glycosyltransferase activity. The record is from RefSeq and is a predicted model, not a curated record. The coding region runs from base 1 to 2220 and encodes 739 amino acids. Lineage: Eukaryota; Fungi; Ascomycota; Dothideomycetes; Pleosporales; Didymellaceae.